This is a messenger RNA of Bombina bombina (fire-bellied toad), 4993 nucleotides long. It is a transcript of the gene ADNP, whose product is annotated as activity dependent neuroprotector homeobox. The coding region runs from base 688 to 3996 and encodes 1102 amino acids. The transcript has 5 exons. NCBI's taxonomy places the organism in Eukaryota, Metazoa, Chordata, Amphibia, Anura, Bombinatoridae. Gene Ontology annotation, molecular function: DNA binding. Gene Ontology annotation, biological process: regulation of gene expression. The record is from RefSeq and is a predicted model, not a curated record. Gene Ontology annotation, cellular component: nucleus.
UUGUUUUUUCCCGGGCUCCAUCCUCCCUGUGUGCUGGACAAUGAGUCCCCCCUCAUGCUAAUGAGGAGCUGACGCCACAUCCGAUCUUUCUCGGACGCCAUUUUGGCCAGGGCAGGUUCGGAGCCGAGUUGUAUUGUCUGGUGGAGGCGGAAUUCAAUUUACCCGGCUGCAACAUCCCCUCCUUGGGGGGUAGAUUUUUACCUUAUACCCCACUUUUUAUUUUCUAAUAGUUGCCAUCUUUUCUCUGCCAGCACCCCUAUUUAAGCACCGGCCUGUGGAUAUAUGGAGCGUUUAUAUAUUUGUAUUUAACCCAAUUUUUAUCCUCCAUCUUUGUCGGUACACGGCGGUGAGGGGGUGUUCUGUUUGUGAUCUCGGUCUCCCAUGUUGAGGCGGAUUGCCACUGACAUAAAGGCCGCCUAUUGUCCCAGUUCUCCUCCUCCUCCUCUGUCACCUCCACUUGGACCUCACAAGCACACAGUGCUCAUACACAAGAGGAGAGACAGUGUGCCGGACAGGGGUCUUUCACAGCAAAGGAGCCAACCACGUGUUUUUUUUUGUUUAAUGAAGCAAGGAACUAUUUUAAAGAUGUGUAUAGAAGAAUCCAUAAAAUAGAAUCCAGAACUAGAAAGAAUUGUUGGUGCAGUGGCUCCCCAGGUUUUGCUGAUCCCUGAAUAAAAAAUUUAAACUAUGUUCCAGCUUCCUGUCAAUAAUCUUAGCAGUUUAAGAAAAGCCAGAAAAACUGUCAAAAAAAUAUUGGGGGACAUUGGCCUAGAAUACUGCAAGGACCAUGUAGAGGAAUUCAAGCAAUUUGAACCAAAUGACUUUUAUGUGAAGAAUACCUCUUGGGACGAUGUUGGAUUAUGGGAUCCAUCACUCACUAAAAAUCAGGAUUAUCGGACUAAGCAGUUUUGCUGUAGUCAGUGUCCAUUCGCAUCAAAAUUCUUCUCUGCUUAUAAAAGUCACUUCCGUAAUGUCCACAAUGAAGACUUUGAAAAUAGAAUUCUUCUGAACUGUCCUUACUGCACUUACAAUGGGGACCGAAAGACUUUGGAAAUGCAUAUUAAAGUAUUUCAUGCUCCAAAUGCACCUUCACAAAGUCCCAGCAUUAGUGCUUUCAGAGAUAAAACCAAGCAUGAGAUCCUUAAACCUAAACAGGCUGACAGUGUAGAACAAGCUGUUUAUUAUUGUAAAAAGUGCACUUACAGGGAUCCUCUUUACGAAGUUGUUAGAAAGCACAUAUACAGAGAACAUUUUCAGCAUGUUGCAGCACCUUAUGUUGCAAAGACAGGUGAGAAAUCCCUUAAUGGUGCAGUAUCUAUGGGUGCAAAUCUAAGGGAAGAGGGUGGAAUCCAUUGUAAGCGUUGCCUUUUUAUGCCGAAGUCCUAUGAAGCUUUAGUUCAGCAUGUUAUUGAAGACCAUGAACGUAUAGGAUACCAAGUUACUGCAAUGAUAGGGCACACUAAUGUUGUGGUACCACGAUCCAAACCAUUAAUGCUGAUAGCACCAAAACCUCAAGAAAAGAAACCUAUAGGUAUGCCUCAAAGGCUGGGUCCAAUGUCUGCAGGAAAUGUCCGAACCCUUCCAUCCCAACAAAUGGUGAAUCGCCUCACUAUACCAAAGCCUUCAAUGAAUUCAAAUAUGAUGUCCAAUGUACAUAUGCAGCAGAAUAGUUAUGGAGUGAAGAACAUGGCAACUUACUCUGUUAGUCAACAGAUGAGAUUAGGAAUGAGUGGAAAUGCUUCAGUCGCAAUUCCUCAGCAGCCUCAGUCAAUGAAACAAAUGCUUCCUGGUGGAAAUGGAAGAUCUUACUCACUUGGCUCUGACCAGAGAUCACAAGCUCCUUUAAGAUAUUCCCUUCAGUCUGGAAAUUCAAGUCUUUCGCCUGGCCAUUUGAAGCCAUCACCCAUAAAUCCUCAUGUAUCAUCACGUGCAUUAGCUCAGUCUAGUUCAAAGCCACCGGUUACUGCCGCAGCUGCUGCUGCCGCAGCUGUGGCUGCUGCAAACUCUAAUUCAUCUACUCAAAAAUGGAAAAUAUGUACAAUAUGCAAUGAAUUGUUUCCUGAAAAUGUAUACAGCGUUCACUUUGAAAAAGAGCACAAAGCAGAAAAAGUACCAGCAGUUGCCAAUUACAUAAUGAAAAUACACAACUUCACAAGCAAGUGUCUAUACUGUAAUCGUUACUUACCCACUGAUACUUUGCUAAAUCACAUGUUAAUUCAUGGUCUUUCUUGCCCGUAUUGCCGUUCAACAUUUAAUGAUGUAGAAAAAAUGGCUGCUCAUAUGCGAAUGGUUCAUGCAGAUGAAGAAAUGGCACCAAAAACAGAUUCCACUUUGACUUUUGAUUUGACUUUACAACAAGGUAGUCACACAAAUAUACAUUUACUUGUAACUACAUACAACCUUAGAGACGCACCUGCAGAAUCUGUAGCUUAUCACGCUCAGAAUACAAAUCCUGCUGCUGCUGUUCCUCCACCACCCCCUCCAGUUCCUCCAAAACCUCAACCUAAAGUACUUGAGAAAACAGAAGCACCGGUGAAAAACUUACCACAAGCUGCUGUUCCAUACAAAAAAGAUGUAGGUAAAACUCUUUGCCCCCUCUGCUUUUCUAUUUUGAAAGGUCCUAUAUCUGACGCACUUGCACAUCAUUUAAGGGAGAGACAUCAGGUCAUUCAGACAGUUCAUCCUGUUGAGAAAAAGCUCACUUACAAAUGCAUCCAUUGUCUUGGUGUGUACACAAGUAAUAUGACUGCUUCAACCAUUACAUUACACCUUGUGCAUUGUAGAGGUGUGGGGAAAACUCAGAAUGGCCAAGAUAAGUCUUCUACACCAGCAAAAUUAAUUCCAUCGCCAUCAAUAGCUCCUUUGAAGCGCUCAAAUGAAAUUAUGGAUAUAUCGCUUAUGAAGAAAAGAAGGCUGGAAGAUGACCCAGAUGCACCUGUCAUUUUAGAUGAUAAACCAGAAGAACCAGUUGCCUUGGCAUUAGAUCCAAAGGGCCAUGAAGAUGAUUCAUAUGAAGCCAGAAAAGCAUUCCUUACAAAAUAUUUCAACAUGCAACCAUAUCCCAGUAGAAGGGAAAUUGAGAAGUUAGCAGCCAGUUUAUGGUUGUGGAAGAAUGACAUUGCUUCACAUUUCAGCAGCAAAAGGAAAAAAUCCAUUAGAGACUGUGAAAGGUAUAAACCUAGUGUCCUACUAGGCUUUAACAUGAAGGAAUUAAAUAAAGUAAGUCAUGAAAUGGAAUUUGGUGCAGAGUGGAUGUUCAAGAACAUUGAUGAAAAUCAGUCUAAACCGAAUGCUAGUAAAACUGUGGAAAAGAAAAAAGUAAAUGAAUCCAGUUCUUCAGAUAGUUUUGCAAAUGCGGAAGAAGACUCAAAUGAGAGUGUCAGUGAAGUGAGUCCAGACACAAAUGUUAAAAUUUCGAGUGAAAUUCCUGUUCAGAAUACAGACCCAGAUGUUUCUUUAUCUGUGCAAUCGCCAGAAAAGUCAGAAAAGGAAGAUUGUAAGACCAACAGUGUGUCUGAUACAUCUAAGGAAAUUGUUUUGGAUAACUCUGAUGCGGAAGAUCAUGAAGAGACUCCCAUGUUGAUAGAGGAAGGAUCUGAGUCCAACAGUGAGCCUUGUUCUCAGCAGGUGUCCGAUUUAGAAGAAAGUAUAACAGAGCAAAAGCCUGAAACCAUUGUAAAUGAUUCCAACCACAGCGAAAAUGCUGAAAGCAACCAGGUAGUGUCAAGCAAAGAAAGUAGAGAAACAGAGGUUAAUGAGGAGAAACCAAAAUGGAAAACAAAUUCAUUUUCUAAAGUUGAGGAGUUCUGGCAAAAAGAGAAGUCACCCGCUUUACCUAAUUCAGCUGUAAAUGAUGAAAGUUUGUCAAAUCAGCAAUUGGAAUGGCCAAGUAGCACAAAUGACAGUGAAGAAGGGGAACCAUUUGAAAACAUGACUGUUACAGAAUCCAUGCACAACAGUCUAACAGGUGUAGGACUUAGUAGCCAAGAAGUAUAGGUUAAAUUUCUUGACAUCACUGAUUAAAUACCAGUACUGUUUGUCAAAUAUUUUCAAUACAUAAUGACUUCUACAAUUAAAGUUUUACUGCCUAAUGGUAGGACUCAUAACAGGGCAAGUCUUAUGCCACUGUAAUUCCCAGGUUUCGAUACAAUCAGUGCUACUGGUUAAGUGCUUGUGAUAUCCGCUGUAAUCGGCACAUAAUGUGAAAGAUAACAUUGGAGACUACAGGAUGCACAGUGAUGUUUGUACGAAUUUGUUUUCCCAUGUAUGUCACAAUGCUAUGUUGUGGCUGUUUUAACCAUCUCUUUUUCCACAUGGUAGAAUAGUCUAAACCUAAAAGCUACCAGUUUUGUGUAUAAAAGAUUAUGACAAUAUGCCAUUUUUGUUUUCUUCUCAUUUAUUCAUUCUGAAUAGUUGAAAUGUAUAUUUGUACAGUCUUUUAGACCUAUUCAAAGUGAGGCUUAUAAAUUUGUUGUGUAUCCACUAUAGAUUUUUUUUUUUUUUAAAAGUGAUGGCCUGCUGUGUAAUAAACGCUGUAUCUAGGUUACCUAGCAAAGGCUUAAAACGUAUAGUAAAAUUAAAAAAAAAAGAAAACUUCGUUUUUGCACAUAACUUGUACAAUCUGAUAAUGGAGUCCAGACACAAAAUGUAGCUGGACUGUUGUACUAGAUACAUUUCUGAACCUCUUUGGAAAAAAGGAACGGUUUAACUGCUAAGUCAGGCAAUGUCUGAAAUAUUUUAAGCUAACGUUCAAUGCAAGAAAGUUUGCAACUCUUCACAUUUUGACACCUUUUAAAGAUCUGUAUAAUAUGUAUUGUGUUAAAAUAUCAUAAAACACAAUGCUGUAUUUUGGAUAUUUAGUUUCUUUAGUUAAUACCCACAUAGUGUAAAUUUAUACCAUCUAAUAUUUGACACACUGUUGUAGUACUUUGUGAUCUUUUUUUUCCCUUUGUAUUCAUUUAAGCAUCUGAAUAAAAUGCUGUAUUGUGCUUAA